Messenger RNA from Linnemannia hyalina, 285 nucleotides. The record is from the annotation of a GenBank genome assembly. NCBI's taxonomy places the organism in Eukaryota, Fungi, Mortierellomycota, Mortierellomycetes, Mortierellales, Mortierellaceae.
AUGGAAACAUCCGUACCUUUGGGGUCUCAUCAUGUGGACUGUGGAUCGCUGGGGGGUUCCGGUACUGUCGGUCUCGGUGAGAUUAAUCGGAGGCUGCUCAAGCAAUACGGUGCCAACGAUAGGUCUUCGCCUUCGGGUUUGGAGGGUCAAGGAACGCCAGAUGUACUGGUGCAGUUGGAUCCCUUGGAGGAAUCGAAUGUCUCAGAUAUGGAGGAGUGGCAGCGAGAGAAAGGCGGUACGGACGAUGAGGACGAGGGAGACCAAGAAGGCGAGGAGGAAGAGUAA